AUGGAUGUAGAAGAUGUGCGAAUUGUGGACGGUUUGAUUUUCGGCUAUCUUAGCAGACGACAGACCUUACGUGCACUUUGCAAUGAAGCACCGUAUCUUCGAGAUGCUCGUAGCCGUUUUCAAAGUGGUGGUGACGUCUUCAUUCAAGUUAAUGACCAGUUGCAUGACAAGAAUCUCGAGGAAAUCGUCAGUGCUUUUUCAAGUGUUGGACGUUUUGAUGUAACACCUGAGUUGAUUGAUUUUGGAAUUCGUCUACGAGAUCUCACGAAUGAGUUUUCCACAAUGACUGCACUGAGAGGGAGAAGUAUUAGGUUCCUUAUAUCUCGUACCCUCCCAUCUAUACUAUUUUAUUGGCAUCCGAAAUACCUUUUGUACUCUUCACACACCUCCCAACGCUUUAACGGUUCUUCGUGGCUAGGAGGUGUUAGUAGGUGUAAGUCUGCGACAGUGGAGGGACCCAUCUCCCCGGGAGAGCCUCCCAAGCUGAGAAGCAGUCCGGCGCUUCCAUCAGGAAGCCCAGCUAGGAGUAAACCAAUACCAGGAACCACCACCGUGCUGGUACCAAACUAG
Messenger RNA from Angiostrongylus costaricensis, 570 nucleotides. The record is from the annotation of a GenBank genome assembly. Lineage: Eukaryota; Metazoa; Nematoda; Chromadorea; Rhabditida; Metastrongylidae.